Molecule: messenger RNA, 927 nt
Organism: Python bivittatus (Burmese python)
Lineage: Eukaryota; Metazoa; Chordata; Lepidosauria; Squamata; Pythonidae
Product: olfactory receptor OR9H1-like
Biological process (GO): G protein-coupled receptor signaling pathway
Cellular component (GO): membrane
Molecular function (GO): olfactory receptor activity; G protein-coupled receptor activity
Source: RefSeq, a predicted model, not a curated record
AUGGAAAACAAAACAGAAAUGACUGAAUUCAUUUUGCUGGGAUUUGAGGUCAAACCACAGAUGCAGAUAGUUCUCCUAAGUCUUUUCUCACUGAUGUACAUCAUCAGUCUGGUAGGGAAUAUUGGUAUGAUUGUAGUCAUAACUGCUGAUUCCCAUCUUCACACACCUAUGUACUUCUUCUUGAAAAAUUUGUCUUUUGCUGAUAUAUGCUACUCAUCUGUUAUUACCCCGAAAGCCAUAUUGGGUUUAGCUAUGGGGAAUAAGAUAAUUUCCUACAAUGGAUGUGCAGUCCAGAUGUUCUUCUAUUCUCUUCUUGGGACAACAGAAGCUUUUUUCCUUGCUGGCAUGGCAUAUGAUCGAUUUAUUGCAAUCUGCAACCCAUUGCUUUACCAUGCUACGAUGUCAAAGAAAACCUGCUUAUUUUUGGUGUCACUUUCAUAUUGCUUUGGUUUCCUCAAUUCUGGCACACAGACUGGACUCACUUUCAGUUUAUCAUAUUGUAAACCAGGGGAGGUCAACCAGUUCUUCUGUGAUGUCCCAGCUGUCAUGAAGGCAUCUUGCUCAGAUACUUUUAUAAAUGAAAUUGUGCUCCUAGUCAUUUGUGGGUCUAUUGUGUUGAUAACAUCUAUAAUUGUCCUAUUAUCAUACAGUUUCAUUGUGGCUGCAGUCCUUCAUAUACCUUCUCUAGAAGGGAAAUGCAAAGCUUUUUCAACCUGUACUUCCCAUGUCAUGGCUGUAAGCCUAUUUUUUGGAACAGCUUUCUUUAUGUAUGGCCAACCUGGAGCCAUGUCUUCUCCUAAUCAAGGCAAAGUUGUGUCUGUCUUCUAUACCAUUGUUAUACCAAUGUUAAACCCUUUAAUCUAUGGUCUAAGAAACAAGGAAGUCAAAGAUGCUUUGGGAAGGCAGCUAAAAUGUUUAGCAUCUUAA